This is a messenger RNA of Symbiodinium pilosum, 720 nucleotides long. Lineage: Eukaryota; Dinophyceae; Suessiales; Symbiodiniaceae. The record is from the annotation of a GenBank genome assembly.
AUGGACACUACCAUUGGGUUGGGUACGAAAACUGCAAAGGAAUCCUGGAAAAAUCUCCUCUCCGACUCCAUCGACCUUGAUAAGGGCACAACGCGCUUGGCUAAGCUACAUGGCUGCAUCGCGGCGUGGGCUUCCAAGCUCGUAAACUCAACAAAAUUCAACAUGUUUUUUGCCUUUGUGAUCCUGACCAACUCGGUGUACCUCGGUGCCCAAGUGGAGCUCACUGCGAACUCGGGGACAAUGUUUGUUCAUCCAGUUUGGUUCAUCAUCCACCUUGUAUACGUCGGCCUUUUCUCUGUAGAGAUUGCGCUGCGAGUCAUAGCUGUUGGACCUGUCGCCUAUUUGACUGGAAAUGGCUGGGCGUGGCAUUGGCUCGACACAGUCGCAGUUCUUUCCUCAUGGGUGGAGUUGGUAGUGGACCUCCUGGACAGGUCAGGCAAGUAUUCUGCAGCUGCCAGCAAUUUUCGGAUCAUGCGAAUCUUCCGCAUCACUCGCCUGGUCAAGGUCGUGCGCUCCCUGAGCCUGGUACGUUUUAUUGGCGCCUUGCGCACCCUCGUCUACUCGAUAGCCGACACGACAAAGUCCUUAAUUUGGGCUUUGCUAUUGUUGCUGCUCAUUCAGUACACGUUUGGGAUACUUUUUACUGACGCGGCUCUCGAUUACAUCUACUCCGAGGAGGUUUUCGUCAAAGACGAGAACAUGAAAAGAUAUUUUGGAAAU